UGGACAGACCUGCUGCCUUAACUCCCUGAUCCAGGUGUUCGUUAUGAACAUGGAAUUCACCAAGAUAUUGAAGAGAACCUAGAUCAUAUUUGCUUUUGGCCUUUGGAGAACUUCAGGCUGGCCAUUUUGCUGUGGACGCAGGACCUGUUGCACCUGCCCUUCGUUUUGGUGUGACUGCCGUGCAGGGUGGGGAGAGGGGUGAGGCCGCCGCUGUGCUGAUCCCCCUCUCGAGAGGAUACUCCCCUGUAGCUGAUUUGCUAACACGUUCUCCCAGGUGCUUCUGGUGUGCCCCCGGCACUGAGAACCGUGGCGACAGGGAGGGUCGUGGCUGUUCUCACUCGUCAGGAUAACGGUGCCCAGGGGAGCUGAGGAGCGGAGGAGAAGUGUCCCCUUCCAGCUGCUCUUGCUGCUGGAGAAGAUGCAGGACAGCCGGGAGAAAGCGGUGCAACCCAUGGGGCUGGCCUACUGUCUCCAGACCUACAGUGUACCACUGUUUGUCCAGCAUGAUGCUGCCCAGCUCUACCUCACAGUCUGGAACCUGAUUAAAGACCAAAUCACAGAUGUGGACUUGGUAGCGAGGCUGCAGGGCCUCUAUGCCAUGCGCGUGAGGGAGUCCCUCGUUUGCCUUGGAUGUACCGUGGAGAGUGACAGAAGCAGCAGCAUGCUGACCCUCCCCGUCUCUCUUUUCGACAUGGAUUCAAAGCCCCUGAAAACACUGGAGGACGCCCUCCGCUGUUUCUUCCAGCCCAGGGAGCUGUCCAGCGCGGACAAGUGCUUCUGUGGGAACUGUGAGAAGAAGACCUGCUGGAAGCAGGUCUUGACGCUGACCCACCUGCCCCAGACAUUGACCAUCCACCUCAUGCGUUUCUCCAGCAAAAAUCUGCGGACAGAAAAAAUCUGCCACUCACUGUGUUUCCCCCAGAACUUGGAUCUAAAUAAGCUCCUUGAGAUGGAGGGCGAGCCCUGCGCUGCUGAGGAGCAGCAUGGGGGACAGUAUGAACUCUUCGCUGUGAUUGCCCAUGUGGGGAAGGCUGACUUCGGUCACUACUGUGCUUAUGUCCGGAGUUCUGUGAAUGGAAAAUGGUUCUGCUUCAACGACUCCAAUGUUUGCUGGGUGUCCUGGGAAGACGUCCAGUGUACCUAUGGAGAUCACAGCUACCGCUGGCGGGAAACUGCAUAUCUUCUGGUUUACAUGAAGAUUGAGUCCUAAUGGAUGUACCCUAAACCUUCAGAGACCUACAGAGUAUCAUUUUCCUUUUCUGUUCCUGGAUCUGCAGACUCUUUUAAGAUAUUCUGCAGUGAGGAGAGGCACCGUUUUGAAAUUGUUUAAUUAAACUUUAUUUAUAAUCAGUGAUGAUCAUCAAAAUAUUUAACAGUGACACUGUGCAUGUUUGGAUCAGUCAGAGUGGAUACUUCCACCAGUGGACCCUGGCCCCAUGGCUGCAUCACGUCCAGAGUACUCCUGCUGUGCAAGGGGUAGUCCUUUAGCUGGGAGAUUGCGGAGCCCAGGGGCUCCCAGGGCAGUAGAGACCAGGCCAGCACUGGUAGCAGGGGGCAGUCAGGUGGCAAGGGGCAGUGGUAGGGAACUAUUUCCAUAUUUUCCAGCUAAGGUUACUGUACUGGUUGGUACUGGCUGUAUAUCAUUUCUGUUUAUAAUUUAAAAAAUUUUAGAACCUGUAUCAAUUACAUAAAACUCAAGUGCUUUGUAAUUGUUAUUCAUUUAUUUGGCAAAUAUGUAUUGAUCACCUACUCUCCAUGAGAUGGUGUGCCAGACACAAUAAUGAAUAAAGUUCUUUCUCUCAAAAGGAGUUUUUAGUUUAAUGGGGGUUAUACUAAGGGUUAAUGCUACAGGAAUUCAAAGGAAAGUGAAAUUGCUCCUGUUUUGGGGUCAUGGGAGAAGACUGAAGGCUGAAAAGGGGCUUAGAGUGAGGACAGCUAGUUUACAGGGAGAAGCAUACCCAGUGGCAUGCUUGAAAGGGCAAGGUUCAAGGUCCAAAGAUCAUCCACACACCUGGAUGGAAGGGAAGUGGGGCUCGGAAUGUAGAAGGUCUUGAUCUAGGCUCAGAAAUUUGGGUUUAAUUUAAUAAGUAAU
Balaenoptera ricei (Rice's whale) is the source of this 2092-nucleotide messenger RNA. It is a transcript of the gene USP18, whose product is annotated as ubiquitin specific peptidase 18. Gene Ontology annotation, cellular component: cytosol; nucleus. Gene Ontology annotation, molecular function: cysteine-type deubiquitinase activity; cysteine-type endopeptidase activity. The record is from RefSeq and is a predicted model, not a curated record. Bases 419 to 1210 code for a protein of 263 amino acids. The transcript is spliced from 10 exons. Gene Ontology annotation, biological process: protein deubiquitination. NCBI's taxonomy places the organism in Eukaryota, Metazoa, Chordata, Mammalia, Artiodactyla, Balaenopteridae.